UGUCUUGUUCGGAGAUCGAUCUUUUGAUUGUUGCUUGUUGAUUGUUUGUUCGUUGACGGGCAAGUGCAACGCUUUCAUUCUUAUACGAACGGGCCAAGUAGCAGAUUAUUUCUUGUUCGAAUGCCUCGUUGCAAAUUCACUGCCCAGAUUAUAUAGAUGAGCUUGAUCAGAUGAUCAUUUUACCCCAGUACCCCGUAUUUUAAAAUUCACUGUGGGGACGGGAAUCUACGGCUCAAUUACCUACAUCCAUCAUCCAUCAUCCAUCAUCCAUCAUCUUAUUAAAACCCUUCAAUCCUCCUUCCAAGAUAAACGCCAUUUAUUUCACAAUCAAUCACCUCUUCUUCAUUCCAACAAUACUUCUCAAUAACUUCUACGUAAAUACUUAAUUUUACAGUUAUUUGGUAUUGAACAACUUUCAUCAUGAUAUCACUUAACAUGAUAUCAACAAUUCUCCUCGGCGGCCUAGCAAGCUUAGCGGCAGCUCAAUCGCCCGGUCAAGCAUACACAGGAGUAGCCGGAAACAGCACCAUAGCCGGUUCCUCCCUCGGUCCCGACGCAAACGGCAAAUACGAACUCUCCGCCCCUGGUAUCCGAGCAAACUUCAUAGCCUACGGUGCAUCAAUCUCCAAUCUCUUCAUCAACGACACCUCCGGUAUCGAACGCGAUAUUGUCGGAGGUUUUGACAAUGCGAGUUACUAUGGAGUUGAUAGACAACAUCCGCAUUUUGGAGGCGUACCAGGUAGAUAUGCAAACCGUAUCAAGAAUUCGAGUUUUGUUAUUGAUGGAGAGACGUAUCAUGUGUUGCCGAAUGAAAAUCCGACAAAGGAUAAUCCAGAGGGUGUUGAUACGUUGCAUGGUGGUCCGAAAGGUUGGGAUUGGAGAAAUUGGACUGUGGUUGCUCAUACUACUAGUUCGAUUACUUUUAGUUUGACGGGUGAGUUUUGAUUUCUGUUUGGGGUUUGGAUUUCCGUUUUGAGUUUGGAUGAUUGGCUAAUUUUUGGGAUUAGAUCCAGAUGGAGAACAGGGAUUUCCUGGAGAGGUUGUUAGUUAUGUGACUUAUACUUUGAGUAAUAUGACUUGGUCAUUCAAAAUGAUUGCUAUUGCUACCACGAAGAAAACUCCCAUCAUGUUGAGUUCUCAUGUACGUAUUCCUUUUAUCUGUCUGACAUCAUUUUAGCUCCCCACACAAGUAUCUAAUAUAUCAUCAGACUUACUGGAACCUUGAUGGAUUCGCCAACAACGAAACAGCUACCGCUCUCAACCAUUCUCUCUACUUACCAUACGGUGGUCAAAGAAUCGGUACAGAUAGCAUCCUCAUACCCACCGGCGACAUCAUCGCAAAUCAACCCCAGUCCCUCAACGAUUUCUGGAGCACUCCCAAACAAAUCGGCGCCAACUUCACCAACCCAGACCUACUCGGAAACUGCGGCGAAAAUUGCACCGGCUACGACACAGCCUAUCUCACCAACCGCGACGCAGCCACCGUUUCCUCCUGGCACGUCUCCCCCGUAGCACGUCUCCGCUCCGCAUGGUCCGGCAUCCAAGUCGACAUCUUCACCGACCAACCAGCUUUCCAGGUUUACUCCUGCGGAGGCCAAAAUGGAUCUAUGGCGUUGAAAGAAACGCAGGGACUUUUUAAUGUUUCAGAUAGACCUCGUGUUAUCCCGCAGUAUGGAUGUGUGGUUAUGGAAGUCGAGGAUUGGAUUGAUGGGAUUAAUCAGCCUGCGUGGGGAAGAAAACAAAUCUGGGGUCCCGAGGAUGGUCCGUAUGUUUUGGAGGCGAAGUAUAAGUUUAGUUUGAAUAGUACUCGGAUGGGUUUGUUGGGUGAGGGAUCGGGCUAGAUGGUUGGUUGGUUUGUGAUGAUGAUUUGAUGAUAUGAUUGAUUGAUUGGCUUGAGUUUUUGGUGGAAUGUUGGGAAAUUCAAAGGGGGUUUAUUUAAUACAUACAUAGGUGCCUACAUAGAUAUAAUACUCGUU
Molecule: messenger RNA, 1976 nt
Organism: Sclerotinia trifoliorum
Lineage: Eukaryota; Fungi; Ascomycota; Leotiomycetes; Helotiales; Sclerotiniaceae
Source: the annotation of a GenBank genome assembly